AUGGCGAAAGCCGCAAACCGUUCAGGAAAGGGCAAACAGAAAUCCGCAGCAAAACCACCAACUCCAUUUGUCAAGGCGCCUUCUACCUUACAGUCGUUCCUCGAAUCACUGGACCCCAAUGAAGUCUACCUCAUACACAUCGACAAAGAAACCCCCGACUUGAAGAAACAACUAUUCCUUCUCCCGAUUCUUCUCAACACCGCAAUCGCGCUCGGAAUUGCGUACCGCGUGUACCAUGCAUCAUACGUUUACCCAGAAAUCAUAGCAAUAGCGCUAGGCUUGAAAGAACCAGCAGUGCAAUUGACAUCUUUCCCUUUGCCAACGGCCACCAGUAUGGUCCUCCGACGUACGUUGAUGUUCGCCUUUGAUUAUUUUCUGGUGACGUUCUUUGCCGGCUGGCCCAUCCGGUUUAUCUUGGGCCCUAUAUACUGGCGACGAAAAGUCGGGUUUCGCCCGCGAGAGGUGGUCGUACGACAGAGCCGGACUUUCUGGUCAUCGAACCUAGAGCGCAAUCGCUGGAUCUACGAGGAUGAGAAGGUGAUUGGCGAAGUGAUUACUCCUGCCAUAGCCCCCCAGCGGGUGAUGAAAAGCGGAUAUCUUCUGAUCGAUGCGAACUGGGAUUUGGAUUACAAAACUAUGGUCCGGGCUCAUGGGCUGGUUGAUCUGACUAGCAAGGGCCGCGGGGUGCAAUUGGACGAAUUCCGCACAGCUGUUCUCGUGAACACAGACGAGGAUGGGUGGCUCAUUUGGCGUGUCGCGGACGAGGGGACCAAGGAGCGAGGACAACAGAGAGACCAACUGCUUGCAUUUCAGGAGAAGCUUGCGUCGAUGGGGAAGGAAGAUCUCUUCUUCCGCUGGGUGGAAUUGGUCCAGUACGAAAGCACGCAAGCCGGUGGGUUUACGCCGGAGCGCCAGCGUCGCGCCAUGCUACAAGCCAAAGAAAUGUUUGAGGCGGAGGGGGUUAACUUUUCGCAGUUCUGGCAGGCGGUGGGUGGGAUGCAGGGGAACAUAGAUCUCGAUUAA
Messenger RNA from Talaromyces atroroseus, 1023 nucleotides. RefSeq lists its product as hypothetical. The coding region runs from base 1 to 1023 and encodes 340 amino acids. Lineage: Eukaryota; Fungi; Ascomycota; Eurotiomycetes; Eurotiales; Trichocomaceae. The transcript has a single exon. The record is from RefSeq and is a predicted model, not a curated record.